UGAGUGCAAAAUGGAUGCAAAAACAGUGGAGAAAUUGUUGAAGGCUCAGCAAGAGCAUUUUGAGAAAAUGUUAGUAACUCUUAAAGCCGAGUGAGUGGAACGACACCGAAUUGUACAGCAAAUUGGUUGGGAUGAUUGGUGAGUUCGUUUUUGAUUUGUCGAGUGGUAUGACCUUUGAGUCAUGGUUGUGCAGGCAUCGGUCCUAUUUUGAGGUGGAGGGUAAAACCCUGCCAGAAUCCUCUAAAGUGAGAUUGUUGUUGAGUAAAUUGGGGCCAGAAGAGUAUGCCCAAAUUGAAAGGAAGAUGCUGCCAACCAAGUUGAGUGAGAUGAAGUUUGACGAACUGUGUAGUGAGUUAGUGAAAGAGUUUAGCGACCAUAGGUCCAAAUUGUUGAAAAGGUUCGAGGCCUUAAAUGUUAAGUGUAGUGACCUUCAAGAUAUUGUUGAGUUUGGGAAUGUAGUGAAUGCUCAAUGUGAGCGUGCAGAAAUGGCCUUGUCGAUUGAAGAAUUGAAAAUUCUUAUUUUUAUUUCAGGUUUGCCUAGUGAUGCUACCUCAGUUCGACAAGUCGCAAUGAAAAGUGUUGAAAGUAAAAGUGAAAGAGGACAGGCAGUAACCUUGAAAGAAAUUAUUGAAGAGUGUCGGGCAUAUUUGGCAAAUAAAAGUGAAGCCAUGUAUAUUGUCAAGGAGAAAAUUAGUGAAGUAAAAAAAGAAGUGCCGACAGUCAACACAGUGGAAAAAGUGAAAUGUUGUGAAAAGAGUGAAAGUGAAAUUGGAAGUGAGUACAAAAAACAGUGGUCCAAACCAAACGUCAAGUAUCAACAAAAUGUUAUUGAGAAAAAGUGCAGUCAUUGUGGACGUUUUGGUCACUGGCGUAUGCAUUGUAAGUUCUUGAAGAAUAAUCAGUAUCAGCCAAAAAGGCAGUGGAGUAAUGAUAAUAAUCAUUCAGGUUCUCCAUAUUGUGCAAUUCUGGACAUCUUCGAUCCAAUGCAAAGUGUGGAAAAAGAAGAGUGGAUAAAGCAAAAAGUGAAGUUUGGAGAACUUAGUGUAGAAAUGAUUGUAGACACUGCAUCGCAGAUCAAUGUUGUCACCAGUGAAGUGUGGAAAAGUAUUGGACAGCCAACAAUUGAAAAAGUGAAUUACAGUGGUGUUGGGCUGGGUGACAACAAAGUUGAAAUUGAAGGAAAAUUCAGAAGCAAAGUGAGAGUGAAAGACAAAGACGUCUUUAUGGAGUUUCAUCUAGUGAAUAGUGAAGUGUGUAUCUUAGGGUUGCCUGGAUUGAAAGAAGUGUCAAGUCGGAACCAAAAGCCCAAGUACCAAAAGUGGAGUAAAAAGAAGGCACCAUUCAAGAUACAGAAAAAUGCUUUUCCGAACGGCACAAAAGUGAAAGUGAAGAAUACCAAUAAAAGAAGUGGUAAAAUCGAGUGGCUUCAUGGAGAAAUAGUGAGAAAGACGGAAAAUGCCUGGAAAAUCAAAGUGGCAGUGUUGAAGUGUAUUGUGACCAGGACAUUUAAAGAGAUCCGUCGAGAUGAGUGGAGUAAUAAAAAGAAGUUGUUGAAUGAAGAUAUUCGGAAUAUGAAUAUUAGUGAAGAAAAAGUGUCGAGUGAAAGUAGUGUAACUUCUUCGAGUGCCAGCAGUGUGGACAGCUCAAAGAUGAUCAAAUCAAAAAUGAAGGACAACGUUGGGAACAAAUCAAAGAUGAAAGAUGUCGAAGAUGAUAAUAAUAUGGAGAUGUAG
Messenger RNA from Meloidogyne enterolobii, 1733 nucleotides. The record is from the annotation of a GenBank genome assembly. Lineage: Eukaryota; Metazoa; Nematoda; Chromadorea; Rhabditida; Meloidogynidae.